CGGAGCAUAAUGCAAAUGGAUUCGUAAUCGGCGGGAGCGUUGGGAUUGUUCUUCUUAUCGCUGUCGGCUUUGUCAUCUCUGUGAUAUAUAUAAGGCGAAGGAAGGUCAAACCAAUCAGACGACGGAAAGCAAGAUCGAAUGAUAUAAAUGGAACUGAAGCUGACCAAUCUGUAACGAACAUGGAUGGGGAAAACAAUGUUUACAUCAACACCGCUGCUGUUCAGCAGACGAGCACUGCACACGACAUCGGCGAUGCAACAUGUAUGGCCUCUGGUGCUGAUUACAUAACAGCAUUUGAUGAACCGGGUGAAUAUUACAAUACAGAAGCUUUCCAUAGAAAGGUGAACCAUUCUAUCAGUCCCAUUGCUGUCCGUGAACUUACGGGGUAUUUGAAUGUACACUACAAUGAUAUUAGCUUCUUCGAGAGGACCUUUCAGGAAAUCCCUUCUGGUUUACAGUUCCCUGCAACAGCGGCAAAACGUUUCGAAAAUAUAGGCAAAAAUCGAUAUAAGGGAUUAUAUGCAUACGACCACUCCAGAGUUGUUCUACAAGCCGAAACUAGUGCAAAUAUCAAUUACAUCAAUGCCUGCCAUAUCCAAGGAUAUCAAAAGAGAAAGACCUAUAUUGCGUCUCAGGGUCCUGUGGAAUCUAACAUGGAGGAUUUUUGGCAGAUGAUUUGGGAGCAAAACGUACAAACGGUUGUUAUGGUUACCAAUUUGGUUGAGGAAACAAAAAUGAAAUGUCUACACUAUUGGGGCGGAGGACUCAAGCAUCAGACGACUUAUGGCUACUUCGAAGUUACAUUGAUGAAAGAGGAAGUGUUUGCUGACUUCUGUAUAAGAACAGUUGGAUUUCACAGAACGACACAUCCAUCAGAACGCCGUAAACUGACCCAGUUUCACUACACAUCUUGGCCGGACAAAGACGUACCACAAAGUCCGAUAAGCCUUGUACACUUCUGGAGAAAAGUUAAACUUCGUGAUGGCCAAAGGAAACAUCCGUGGCUUGUGCAUUGCAGUGCGGGGAUAGGCAGAACAGGGACAUUCAUAGCCAUGGAUUAUCUAUACGACCAGGGAAGAGCGACAGGAGUUGUUGAUAUUGCACAGUGUGUCACAGAUUUGAGAGAGGACAGAGUUAACAUGGUGCAAACAGUGGGCCAAUACCGGCUCCUUCACCGGCUGAUGUUGGAAUUAUUCGUACUCCCAUUUGAACCAGUACGAAACGAGCUCUUUGACAAUACCUUUAGAGACAUGUCCCGCGUGACACACAAAUCAAAGUCUAGAAAAUCCAGAUUACGUCUUCAAUACGAGGACUUAGACAAAGGCCUUGAGAUGGAUAGUGUUGAUGACGACAUUGCUUGCACAAAUGCACUUUUACCUGACAAUAACAGCAAAAACAGAUUUGACCAUAUACUUCCAGCGGAUGAAUAUCGCCCAUUCCUACGCUGCCAAGUUCAGGGGAGAAACAACUACAUUAACGCAGUCUUUAUGCCGAGCUACACCAACCUAAAGGGGUUCAUCAUCAGCCAGUUGCCUCUUCCAAGUACAGCUGUCGACGUGUGCAGACUCAUUCUAGACGAGGAAAUCAAUAUUGUUGUUCAAUUUGAUGAUAGUGGGAAAGAAGAGAUUGGACGUUUCUUGCCUGAAAAUGAAGAAAAAAUGAAAAUAGACGCGUUUGAAAUCAGACGAGAACGAACGUCUUCAGUGCAUGAUUGUCAAAUAGAGACAGUCAGUCUAAAACUGAAUUAUAAGACACGCACAUUCAAACACAUUCAGUUCAAGAAAUGGACUAGAAAUCGAUUGGUUCCCCCAGACAGCAGCUCUUUGUUGAAUCUUGUAAAAGAGGUGGAGGAACAGCAGUCUUCAGAAGAUGAUGAAGAUUCACCUAUUCUUGUGCUUUGUUUGAAUGGAGCAGAGAGGAGCGGUCUGUUUGUAGUGCUGAUGAACAUCUUGGAGAGAUGUCGAGUGGAUGGCGAAGUAUCCAUUCCACAGGUCAUCAGAUAUCUUCGGUCACGGAGAAAGCAGAUUGUCCCGAACUUGGAGCAGUAUGUGUAUUGCCAUAAUGUCACAACAAAGUACCUAGAGAGCAGUAUGACUUAUGCAAACUUGCAAUCUACCAGAAGAGAUGCUUAAUUAAGAAGUAGACUAUAAAUUCAAAUGGCAGUGAUUGGCUAAGUGUUUACAUUUUAUUCCGCUUAAACAUCGAUGUUUGUUAAGUGUGUGCUAUGUUACAUAUAUGCAUUUUGUUAUAUUUGAUUUUGCACUGUAACAUGUAUUAUGGGCUGGAGGCCUUUCAUUGAAUAAACUUUCGUUCGAUAGCAAAAUGACGUAUUAAGGGACCCUUUAUAAUAAAGCAUUGUAUUGUAAUUCCGCAUUGCGAUAGGGAUUUUUAAAAAAGCCACUAUAUAUUUGUUGAUAAAGCGGGACUAAAGCAAGUGCCUUCGAACAGAAAUCGCUUUGUUUUAAGAAGCUUUUUUAUGCAAUUUUUAUCAUGGUUUUAUUAAGUAUAACUGUAAUCCACUUCGUAUAAUACCUCUUAUGUACAUGUUUCAUACUUUUCUUAAAAUACUAUAAAUCUAUGCUGACGUUAAUGUUUUUUAUUUUAAUAAAUAAAGCACG
Mya arenaria is the source of this 2618-nucleotide messenger RNA. RefSeq names its product receptor-type tyrosine-protein phosphatase kappa-like. Gene Ontology annotation, molecular function: protein tyrosine phosphatase activity. Bases 180 to 2132 code for a protein of 650 amino acids. The transcript has 18 exons. Gene Ontology annotation, biological process: protein dephosphorylation. NCBI's taxonomy places the organism in Eukaryota, Metazoa, Mollusca, Bivalvia, Myida, Myidae. The record is from RefSeq and is a predicted model, not a curated record.